CGAACCGGCCAAUGGGGAGGCGGCGUGGCGCGGUGGGGCGGGGCUGGCGGGAGCGCGCGCGCGAGGGCGAGGGUGGCGGCGGCGGCGGUUGUUGCUAGGCCGAAGGCGCUGUAACCGAGCGGCGAGCUCCCCGCACCGCGCGUUGCUGCUCCGGACCGCCGGACCGCCGCCGCCUCGGUGCUUCCGUGAGCCGCUGCUGCCGCAGGAGGAAGCCUGGUCUCGGCGCUGUCCCGAGCAGCGAGGGCAACUCGUGCAUUAUGAAAACGAUGACAGGGUCAAACGAGUUCAAACUAAACCAAACUCCAGAUGAUGGUAUUUCAUCGGUAAAGUUUAGUCCAAAUACAUCUCAGUUUCUGCUUGUUUCAUCCUGGGACACAACUGUCCGGCUCUAUGAUGUUCCUGCCAACACCAUGAGACUCAAAUAUCAACAUUCAGGAGCUGUCCUUGACUGUGCUUUUUAUGAUCCAACCCAUGCCUGGAGUGGAGGAUUAGAUCAGCAAUUGAAAAUGCAUGAUCUAAACACGGACCAAGAAAACCUUGUUGGUGCCCAUGAUGCUCCUAUCAGAUGCGUUGAGUAUUGCCCAGAAGUGAAUGUAAUGGUGACUGGAAGCUGGGAUCAAACAGUUAAAUUGUGGGAUCCCAGAACUCCCUGCAAUGCAGGAACUUUCUCUCAACCUGAAAAGGUGUAUACGCUGUCUGUGUCUGGAGAUAGACUAAUUGUGGGGACAGCAGGUCGGAGAGUGCUGGUGUGGGAUUUGCGGAACAUGGGCUAUGUUCAGCAGCGAAGAGAAUCGAGCCUGAAGUAUCAGACUCGCUGUAUCAGGGCAUUUCCAAAUAAACAGGGUUAUGUUUUAAGUUCUAUUGAAGGUCGUGUUGCAGUAGAAUACUUGGAUCCAAGUCCAGAAAUACAGAAGAAGAAAUAUGCAUUCAAAUGUCACCGUUUGAAGGAGAAUAACAUUGAGCAGAUUUAUCCAGUUAAUGCCAUUUCUUUCCAUAAUGUCCAUAACACAUUUGCUACAGGAGGUUCUGAUGGAUUUGUAAAUAUUUGGGAUCCCUUUAAUAAGAAACGACUGUGUCAGUUCCAUCGGUAUCCCACAAGCAUAGCAUCACUUGCCUUCAGCAAUGAUGGAACCACCCUUGCCAUAGCUUCUUCAUAUAUGUAUGAAAUGGAUGACAUUGAACAUCCUGAAGAUGGUAUCUAUAUUCGCCAAGUGACAGAUGCAGAAACAAAACCUAAGUCUACUUAGACUUCUGGUGAUAUCUCUUCUCUACAAAAGAGUUGCCCACCUGCUCCUAACAAGACCAAACUAAAACAAUAGAAGUGGGAAGAACAAUCUUUGUAUUGAUGUUAUUUUUAACUAAGAAAUAUUUGUUUGUAUGUUGCAGUAUGUCAUAAUCUGUCAUUACUUUUCUGAUUAGAACAGUAGUGAAUCAAUGUAUACUUUAACUGCUGUCUGUAGGUAAACUAGUUCUUUCUUGUAGGCAACUUUGCUUAUACAACUUCAUAAAAACUUAUGCCUUUUUGUAGUAUCCUAAUUAUGAAAACUUCCAAUGUUCUCAGAAUUGUUCAAUAAAUAUACAUCCUAGGUUUUUGAAAACAAA
Messenger RNA from Dromaius novaehollandiae (emu), 1602 nucleotides. It is a transcript of the gene BUB3, whose product is annotated as BUB3 mitotic checkpoint protein. Gene Ontology annotation, molecular function: ubiquitin binding. Gene Ontology annotation, cellular component: nucleoplasm; bub1-bub3 complex; mitotic checkpoint complex. The record is from RefSeq and is a predicted model, not a curated record. The transcript is spliced from 9 exons. The coding region runs from base 258 to 1247 and encodes 329 amino acids. Gene Ontology annotation, biological process: mitotic spindle assembly checkpoint signaling. Lineage: Eukaryota; Metazoa; Chordata; Aves; Casuariiformes; Dromaiidae.